This is a messenger RNA of Leptopilina heterotoma, 5305 nucleotides long. RefSeq names its product E3 ubiquitin-protein ligase SMURF1 (gene Smurf). The record is from RefSeq and is a predicted model, not a curated record. Gene Ontology annotation, molecular function: protein binding; ubiquitin protein ligase activity. Gene Ontology annotation, biological process: negative regulation of BMP signaling pathway; ubiquitin-dependent protein catabolic process. Bases 119 to 2821 code for a protein of 900 amino acids. The transcript has 10 exons. Lineage: Eukaryota; Metazoa; Arthropoda; Insecta; Hymenoptera; Figitidae.
GGGACUGUGGGACUGUAGUAUGGGGUUGUGUGUGGGAGCACAUCGCAGUUAAAGAGACACAUUUAUUUACUAAUUAAAAAGCCGAUGUGUGGAUUAAGUUGUUAAAUGUUUGUGAAAAAUGUCGAAUCCUGGCGGUAGUAGGAGGAUUGGGUCGAUGAAGAUCCGAUUAACGAUAUUGUGUGCCCGUAAUCUCGCAAGGAAAGACCUGUUUCGUCUCCCGGAUCCUUUUGCCAAAAUCACUGUCGAUGGUUCUGGACAAUGCCACAGUACCGAUACGUGCAAAGCUACUCUCGAUCCAAAAUGGAAUCAACAUUACGAUUUAUACUUGGGUAAAAAUGAUGGAAUUACUAUCUCAGUAUGGAAUCACAGGAAAAUACACAAGAAGCAAGGUGGAGGUUUUCUCGGAUGUGUUCGAAUAUUAUGCAAUACUAUUCAGAGGCUCAAAGAUACAGGAUAUCAACGAUUGGAUCUCUGCAAAGCGAAUAUGGAUGACACUGACGCAGUCAAAGGUCAAAUUGUAGUUUCCCUAUUGUCGCGCGACGGUCAUAAUGGUGCAGUUAGCAACACUGUUGGGCACAAUGCAGUUGUUGACGUUCUCGGCGACUUGAGUUGUCCCACGGAUCUUCCCGAUGGCUGGGAGGAACAACGAACCGCAAGUGGUAGACUCUACUACGUCAAUCAUUAUACCAGAACUACUCAGUGGAUUCGUCCGACAGUCAGAGCUAGCAAUAAUAUCAUACCGACGACGCCUGAACCGCCGCCUGUAAUUUGCUCUGAUACGUUCCCGGGUGGCAGUGCCAGCGAAAGUCCUUCAAGGCAAUCGGCCGAGUGGAAUACGGAGAGAACUCCAAAUAGGGAGGGAACUCCGAACAGAACUCCGAGUAGGGAAAAUUCCGCACAAAAUACGCCAACGCAACAGCAAACGCCGAGUCAGCAGAAUACUCGAAAUACGCCUCCUUCUUCAUCGGUCAGAGAGAGAAGACCCGUACCAAGACCCAAUGAUGAACAAAACGGAAAUCCAAACGGAAAUCUAAGAGUUGAACGUCCUUCCACCAACACAAAUCAACCCCGAAGGCCUAAUCGAACUAAUCGCAAUCGUAACAGUGGGUUUAUUAACGGUGAAAGGAGAAGUGAUGUGCAACCUUUAGAUUUACCACGUGGUUAUGAAAUGAGAAAAACGCAACAAGGACAAGUUUAUUUCUAUCACGUACCAACCGGAUCAUCAACAUGGCAUGAUCCUCGGAUUCCUCGCGAUUUAUCAGCCAACGAAUUGGACCUCGGCCCUCUCCCAAGCGGUUGGGAAAUGCGCCAAACACAAAGCGGAAGAGUCUAUUUCGUCGAUCAUAAUAAUCGAACAACACAGUUCACAGACCCUAGACUCUCCACCCAAAUCAUCAAUAGUCUAUUAAAAAGGCUGAAUGUCGGAACAACAACUCCUGUCAACAACACCACUAAUUCAACGACAAGAACAACUGAAACAACAACAGUAGUCGUUGGUAAUUCAUCGCCAACACAACCGACAACACCACCAAAUACAAAUCAGCCAAGACCACGCGUUGAACCAGUAGUGAGCAAUAAUAAUUCAAUCACCGAAACUCUACCGAUACAACAGACAAUUUCCGAUUUACCGAAGGAAUUAAUGGAAAGUGAAUUAUUGCCCAAGUAUAAAAGAGAUCUUGUAGCAAAAUUAAAGUGUUUAAGAGCUGAAUUAAAUGCUUUACAACCACAGAGCGGUCACUGUAGAUUGGAAGUGUCGAGGAACGAAAUAUUCGAAGAGUCUUACAGAUUAAUAAUGAAGAUGCGUCCCAAAGAUAUGAGAAAAAGACUUAUGGUGAAAUUUCGUGGUGAAGAGGGUCUUGAUUAUGGUGGCGUUGCACGUGAAUGGCUUUAUUUAUUGUCGCAUGAAAUGUUGAAUCCUCAAUAUGGACUCUUUCAGUAUUCAAGAGACGAUAAUUAUACAUUGCAAAUUAAUGCCGACUCGGGAAUUAAUCCGGAACAUUUGUCCUAUUUUCAUUUCGCCGGCAGAAUUAUUGGUAUUGCUGUUUUUCACGGUCAUCAUAUUGAUGGGGGAUUUACAACGCCAUUUUAUAAAAUGCUGCUUAACAAGGCGAUCACUCUCAGUGACAUCGAGGGUGUUGAUCCUGAUCUUCACAGAAGUCUCACUUGGAUGCUUGAGAACAGUAUAGACGGUGUUCUGGAUGCGUCGUUUUCGGUUGAGCACAGUAGUUUUGGUGUUUUGCGAAAUCACGAAUUAAAACCAGGAGGUAAAGAUAUGACAGUCACCGAGGACAAUAAGAAGGAAUACGUUCGUUUAUACGUAAAUUAUCGUUUCAUGCGAGGAAUCGAACAGCAAUUUUUAGCUUUGCACAAAGGAUUUCAUGAAUUAAUACCGCCACAAUUAUUGAGACCGUUUGAUGAAAGGGAACUCGAACUCGUUAUUGGCGGACUAGGCACCAUCGAUAUUAAUGAUUGGAAAACGCAUACAAGACUAAAACAUUGCACACCCGAUACACCUGUUGUCAAGUGGUUCUGGCAAAUUGUCGAAUCCUACAGCGAGGAAAUGAGAGCAAGACUGUUGCAAUUUGUCACCGGGAGCUCCAGAGUUCCACUUCAAGGUUUCAAGGCUUUACAAGGAUCUACUGGAGCAGCUGGACCCCGACUUUUCACAAUUCAUGCGGUAGACGCACCUAGUGAAAAUUUACCGAAAGCACACACUUGUUUUAAUCGAAUAGAUAUUCCUCAGAGUUAUCCGUGUUAUCAGAAGAUGCUCGAUAAACUUACACAGGCAGUUGAGGAAACUUGCGGAUUUGCCGUCGAAUAGAUUUCAAAGAGAAAUUUUUAAGAAGAAAGAAUUCGUCAUAUUGGAAAUUAAUACGUACAAUGAAAAAGGAAUAUGAAGAUUUUUCUGCUGACUUGGGUACGUACCUGCAUUUCAUUACAAGCGAAUUAGAAAUUAAAAAUUAAACAAGCGUUGCAAUUUUACCAAAUUUAGCUUAAACAAAAUACGAUGCACUAAUUUAAAAUUCCCAUAAACAAUUAUAUUUUUUUUAUGUACUUUGACGCUAAUAAUACGAGAUUUAUUUCAAUUUUCUUUUUAAUAUUUGUAUUGUCUCAGUAAAUAUUAGAUUUUUCCAAAGUUCUCUAUUGGCGUAUUUGUACAUAAAUUAUCGAAUUUUUUUUAAAGACUUUAAUGUUUCAGUUCUUUUAUCCAAAGUCUUUAAAAGUGCUAUUUAUUAAUUAACAUGAUUGUAAAUUUAAUGUAUUUUUAUUGUUUUGUAUUGAAAAAGACGUGCUCACGUGGCAAAAAAUAAUUUUGUGCAUCAAAUUGUCAGAUGUCUUUUUAGAUCAAUUUUUGUUCGGCAUCAUGACAAAAGAGAUGAUUAUUAAUCAAAGCAAUAAAUUCGAAAAAGGUAUAAAAGAAAGAGAAUUUAUCGACAAUAAAAGAAAUACAGGAAAAUAACAUAUCAACACUGUUUUCAACGAUUUUCGGAGAAAAGAAAGAAACGAUAAUAAUAAUCGUAAAAAAUGUUUUAAGAGAAACAAAAAUACUAUACCAUAUCGCAACGAAUAUCAUGAAAAGCAUUGCCUUUUUACUCAAGGAGUAUAAAUACUUUACGUGCCUCUAUUUGAAUGUUUACACAAAGCACAGGCUUAAAUGGAAACAAAAAAUGAACGUAAUGCUUACGGUUCGAUUGCACUUGUCACUUCGCGUUAAUCUGCCUUCAAAAACAAAAAUUGGUGAAUAAAUCUUGUGUCCCAGAUUUUGAGUUGAAAAUCGAAAAAUCAGGAAAUUCUUUCGAGAAAUAGAAAAAAAAUUAAACGCUCAUUCUGUGAUUACUCUUUUUAUUCACCAAUGAAAUUUCUCGUAAAGUAUUCAAAACAAUUUAGUAAUGAUUCAAAAAGAAUAAAAAUAAAUUUUUAAAUUAACACAAUUCACUUAGAAUUUAGGCAAAAUGUUGAAUUUAGAAUUUAUUUUAAUCACAGCGAAGUUGAAAUGAAUGAACAGCGAAGUUUGCCACGACAAAUUGUGAAUAAUUGAAAAACAUUUCUUUAGUGAAGUGUUGCGGAUCUUUUCUUUCAAUUAGUCCGCUCUGCUAGGUCUAAGAUUUGUUGGAAAUGCUCUGCUUUUGAGCUGAUAAUUAUAAAUAAACAUGUAAAUUAAUAUUAAUUUAAACCGUAAAUAUUUAAUAAAAAAAAAAGAUUCUAUUGGAAAAAUAGGAACUUAGGCUCAAUUGGAUCAAUUAAUAAAAUAUUUUUGUGUUUCGUGCGUUGAUGGGGUUUUAUAUUAUAUCAAGGCUGAUCAAUUGACAAAAAAAAAAAUAAAAAAUUUUUUUAUCGUCUUUUUACUUGUUACAAUGUCAUAAAUCUAAAUUUAUAUCGCGCCCAGAACUGUGAUCAAUCAUAUCGCAAGAAUAGAUAAAAAUUCUCCUCACACAGAGAUUGUUAGGUGAAUUGUUUUUUUGUAGUUUUUAUGUGUAUUAUAAAUUUAUAACAGUGAACUGAUGUAUUUUUCACUGCGAAUAGAAAUCUUUCGUAAAUAAUUGCGAUUGGCAAUAUUAAUGAAUUUACAAAUGAAAGAAAAAUAUCUUAGUUUAGUUCUUAUGGUUAUGUGUUGGAGGAAGAAAAAAAAUUUUCUAAUUAAAAGGAACAUAAAAAACAAAUUCUAAAUAAAGACUGAACUUUGCAGGAUUCGAUAUUUUCAGAUUUAGUAGUUUUCUAAUUAAUUAAAAAUUAAUUAAUUUUUAAUUAAAAAAAAAAAAUUGUUUUGGAAAAAAAUUCUUUUUUUUUGAAAAUAGAUUUGUCGAUCACAGAUUUGUGCCAACUUUUACAAAUUCGAAAUACAGAGUCCUUACAAAUUUUAAUUAACGUAAAAAAAUAUAAUCGGUUAGAUGUUUAAGAAUAAAUUAUGUAGAAUUUUUUUUUUUUUUUUGUUAUACGUUAAGAGAAAAUUAACUCUUUUGGACAUACAUUUGUUGAAUGCCUGAAGAGUGCCUUAGAAAAAAAAAUUGCAACCAGUACAAAAUAAAGCGCCCUAUCUGCAAUAGAUAAAUGUAAUUGUAAAAUUUUGUAAAUAUCUGAUUGCAAAAAAAAAAAAUUACUACACCCCAAGUUUAAAAAAUUAUACACACAAAAGUUUAUUUACUUUUCGAAUUUUGUUAUAAGAAAAAAAAAAUUAUCGCCAAAUAAAAGCUAGAAAUUAAUUGUAUUGUCACUGCACGAACAUAAUUAAUUAGGUAGUGAAUUGUAACAAUAUUAUUAUUUAUUAGUAUUAUGUAAAAUGUUCAUAAAAUCCUGUAAACUGAAA